GAUUGGCCGCCGCAGUCGGCCUCUGCGAUUGGCCACUUUCCGGAGCUGGCUUCUGUGAUUGAAUGGAUGCCGGCAGCUGUUGGAGCGCCCACCCACCCUCCGUCCCUCGUCGAUGGUGGCGCAAAUCGGAAAUUGGUUAAGACGGAUGCUUUGGGAGUAAAGACACUGGGCAAGCAGGUGUUGAGCGUGACCCGGUGAGCAGCUUAAGCGUGGUGAGGGCGACCAGCGAGCACCAGUCAAAGGAGGAAAGAUGGCUGGGUUCCUGGAUAACUUCCGCUGGCCCGAAUGCGAGUGCAUCGACUGGGGGGAGAGACGCAAUACCGUGGCCUCGAUCGUCGCUGGAGUGCUGUUCUUCACUGGCUGGUGGAUCAUGAUCGAUGCGGCGGUGAUGUACCCCACCCAAGAUAGGCUGAAUCAUGCCUUCCACACAUGUGGUGUGUUCUCUACGCUGGCUUUCUUCAUGAUCAAUGCCGUCUCCAAUGGCCAGGUGAGGGGCGACACCUACGGGGAGGGCUGCUUAGGCCGUACAGGGGCUCGACUCUGGCUCUUUGUUGGCUUCAUGAUGAUGUUUGGUUCCCUCAUCGCCUCCAUGUGGAUCCUGUUUGGCGCCUAUGUCGUCCCCAAGAAGGAAGUGUACCCUGGACUGGCUGUGUUCUUCCAGAAUACGCUGAUAUUUUUCAGCACUCUCAUCUACAAGUUCGGGAGAACGGAAGAUCUGUGGGCUUAGAUGGCUUUUUGCCCACAUAGGUCAACCUCCCUGCCCUCCCCAUCCCCAGCUUCUCUCUGCAUCCAUGCCCAGGCAGACACAACCGGGGGCCCUAUGAAUGUGGACCCCCCACCCACACACACUGACAUUCUCUUCACCCUGGUACCUCACCCAGGCUUGGCGCCCCGUCAGCUGACGGUCCGCCAUGCCCCCCCCCGGUCGUCGUUUCCCGAAGCAGCAGUUGAGCAGGUGUCGGUGACGCCCAGAUCAGUGCCGUCCAGGACACCCCUCUCGCCACUCCUGCUUGCCGAGGAGGACUUUGUCAGGCAUUUGUUGGUCUGACAGGGACACGGACUGUCCCUGGUGAUUUAUAUUAAUGGCCGCGUGCAGUUAGCUGUUCCUCUCGUUGUCUUGUGUUGGUGAAAUCUGUUGCAAGGGACAUCUGAACUUUUAGGUUGAGCCUGACAGGUUGUGGUUGCUGUACAUUCAGCACCACAACCCCUUCCUUACACAACAUGUCAUGGCUGCCGGCGAAACACGGUGACCUUGUUUUGGCUGUAAUUGUUUUUCUAGGUUAAAUGUGUAUCAUUAUGUUCAGACCACAAACAUUAUUGUUUUUAGGGAAAACAGUGUUUCCUGGCUAGAAAGGUUUACCAGGUUAUAUUGUUAGUCUGUGUGCUUCAACACAAAUAUACACUGGGGAAAAAAAAUCUGUGCUCUCUUAGUGUUUAAAAUGUUAAGUUAUAAGAACUUCGUAAAGUUAAAACUGCUUCCCAUGUUGGCUUGUAGCCUGGGGCUUGAAUCAGGAAGCAGGAUUUCCUGCUUAGGCAGAUAACUUGUUGGGUUGAAGGUAGUUGGUGCUUAACGUACGUUUGCCUUAAAUCCAACAAGCAAAAAAUUCUACCACGUGCAACAGGCCCCUGAUCUGUAUGGUGAGAACAACAUCCAGACUGGAUAAACAGCUCUGUGUUAAGCCUGCCACUGCACAGCUGAUCGUCUGACAGAAACAACCAAUUGCUUUGCACUCCAUUAAAAAAAAAAAAGCUA
Messenger RNA from Brienomyrus brachyistius, 1753 nucleotides. RefSeq names its product transmembrane protein 50B. The record is from RefSeq and is a predicted model, not a curated record. Gene Ontology annotation, biological process: late endosome to vacuole transport via multivesicular body sorting pathway; protein targeting to vacuole. The transcript is spliced from 7 exons. Bases 251 to 727 code for a protein of 158 amino acids. NCBI's taxonomy places the organism in Eukaryota, Metazoa, Chordata, Actinopteri, Osteoglossiformes, Mormyridae.